Messenger RNA from Pyricularia pennisetigena, 3807 nucleotides. RefSeq lists its product as uncharacterized. Lineage: Eukaryota; Fungi; Ascomycota; Sordariomycetes; Magnaporthales; Pyriculariaceae. The transcript is spliced from 2 exons. Gene Ontology annotation, molecular function: phosphoribosylaminoimidazolesuccinocarboxamide synthase activity. The record is from RefSeq and is a predicted model, not a curated record. Gene Ontology annotation, cellular component: cytoplasm. Gene Ontology annotation, biological process: 'de novo' IMP biosynthetic process. The coding region runs from base 1 to 3807 and encodes 1268 amino acids.
AUGGCCGCAUCAGAAGCCGUCACGAGCGUGGAGCUCACAACCCUCCCCAAGAUCGCCACAGGCAAGGUGCGCGACCUUUUCACCGUCGACGACAAGACGCUCCUCUUCGUCGCGUCGGACCGCACAUCUGCCUAUGACGUCGUCAUGGCCAACGGCGUGCCGGGCAAGGGCGUGAUCCUGAACCUGGCGACCGUGUUCUGGUUCAAGCUGCUCACGGCCAAGGUCGCCGGGCUCAAGACGCACUUUCUCGGCACGGACGCGCCGGCGUCGCUGUCGGAGGCCGAAAAGGCCAUCGUGCGCAACAGGAGCAUGCGCGUCCGCAGGCUCAAGGUCUUCCCCGUCGAGGCCAUCGUGCGCGGCUACGUCGCCGGCUCGGCCUGGGCAGAGUACAAGGCGAGCGGCACGGUGCACGGCCUGCAGGUGCCCGCCGGUCUGAGGCAGUGCGACAAGCUGCCGAGGCCCAUGUACACGCCGUCGACAAAGGCGGAGCAGGGCGACAAGGAUGUCAACAUCACGCCGGCGCAGGCGGCCGAGAUCGUCGGCGACAAGUACGCCGCGGAGAUUGAGAGGCUGGCGCUGGCCGUAUACGAGGCCGCGGCCGACUAUGCGGCAGGCAAGGGCAUCAUAAUCGCCGACACCAAAUUUGAGUUUGGGCUGGACGAGGAGACGGACGAGGUGGUGCUCGUCGACGAGGUGCUGACGCCCGACUCGUCAAGGUUCUGGCCCAAGGACAAGUACGAGGCCGGCCGGGACCAGGAGAGCUUCGACAAGCAGUUCAUCAGGAACUGGCUGACGGCCAACGGGCUCAAGGGCAAGGAAGGGGUCGUGCUGCCCGAAGACGUAGUCAAGGCGACGAGGGGAAAAUACGAGGAGGUCUUUAAAAUGUUAACGGGCAAGGCGGUCGAGGAGGCGCUGAAGGAAGGAUUUCCACGAUACAACGAUUACGACGAUUCCACAACUGCUGCUGCUUCAGACAUUGCUCAACCAAGCGUACUCCCAGCUGUACCAUCUCCCCCAGGAACCGCUUCGAGCUGGCCUUCCGAGUCAGAAAUUUAUGGCCCAGACCGCUUCGACGGCCCAGGCUACGCCCCCUAUUACGGACCAGAUCGCUUCAACUGCUCUGAUUUCGGGCCAGACUACGAACCAGACCGCUUCCUUGGGCAGCGUCAGGCACCAGUCAUACUGACGGAGGCUGCUCUGGCAGAGCUGAGGGAUGAACCAGACCUCACUUUGGACGACGUACCAGACAUCGGCUACCAGUGCAUGUUGGAGGGGCGAGCAGCCGCCGCUCAGGGCAUCUCUAUCAAAGACAGGAUGGCUCUGGAGGCCGGCCAGGUCACGCCCGGCUUGGAUGACACCGAGCACCUCCAGUACGCCAUUGAAGCAAUCACAAAGGACUUCCGCAGGGGAGGGCCGUCGAAUGCUACGGACAGCAACCAGUCCGACUAUUAUGAUCCGUCGAUACCUGAUUAUGACUAUCCCGCAAAAUACACACGACAUCCAGGGCCUAGAGGCGUAACCCCGCCGCCCAACGGGCGGAUGGAGCGUGACCUGCAUCUCCAGAAAAAUCAGUCGCAGCGUAAAGCAAGGUCCGAGAAAAAGAGGGAUGCAAGCAUUUCCCAGCCUUCCUCCCAGUCCACAUUGGUGCGACAUGGCCAGCCUCCCGGUGUGGCUGAUGUCUCAAAAGAAACCGACCCCAGGAACACUGGAAAGUAUCCUGACAGAUUUGAGGCCUCGUCCGCCAGGAGCAAAACUCACCUAUGUUGCCGGCCCCGUGCAUUACAGCAGCAAUCUUUGGCCAUUCUCAUGGCUCUGUGUGUGGUGAUAAUUGCACUCCUCAUGUUCUGCGCCAUCUACUCGCAGACCAACUCUGGCUUUGUCAACUACAACGGUACCAUAUAUGGAGGCCAAUUCUUCGUGUUUCGAAUGUUGCCGCAACUUCUCGCCUCGGUUGUUCUAUUCUACAGUCAGGCGGUGCUGAUGACUACGCUGCGCAUCUUGCCUUUUGCGCGACUAGCCCAGAGUUCGGUCUACUUUCGCAGUGGAGCCCUCUUUGAUGAUAUAUAUCGGCCGUCGAUAUAUCUUUUUCCGCGUCUGCCUCUCCCGUUACGGCCUGCGCCUUACCAGGUCUCAAUCGAUCCGAGGGAUAGACCUUACCCCGGUCGGCCGCCGAAGCAAGUCCGGAACCACAACUAUAGACAGACCAUUUUUGCGAGAGUGCUCUACUACUGGGAUAUGUGUCUGCCCUUACUCAUGAUGUGGUUGGUGAACUUCACUAUACCCUUGCAGAGCUCUCUGUUCACGGUUGUGUAUAUCGGCGACGAUACUUGGCGCUGGGCGACAGUUCAAGGAGUCGCAUGGACGCUUGUGGCACUGUACCUUGGCUUAUUCCUGGCGAUAUUCUUGACCAUAAGAUACUGGCAACAAAAUCCCAUAACCGGGCUUGCCUGGGAUAUCCGGUCGAUUGCGGACGUGGCGGCUCUCGUGUCGCACGGAAACCACCCCGACAGUAGUCCUGCUUUCAACCUGCUCCAGGACUACCGGGAUACUGAAGUUAUGGCCUCUCGUGACGAACUCAGAUGGGCUCUGCGAGACCGUGAUAGCGACAGGCUUGCUAUGUGGGAAAUGACUAUGGCGAUGGAGACACGCCCACGGACAGGAAACACGGCUGAGUUCGAGAACGUCCCAAUGCGAGGCAAUAUGAUUGAGUACGGCCUCGGCUCUGCAAGAGGCCAUGAGCUGGAUCUAGCCAGGUGGAGGAGUGCGAAAUAUCCAAUCACGCAAAAGGUGCGGGAUGCUCGCGAGCGCAUUCGGCCACAAGAAUCCCAGCGUGACACAGCCACAGAGAAGGAUGAGGAAGAUAUUGACAUCGAGGCUUCGCCACACAAUAGGAGGGUGCGGUAUCGCUGGCUGCCAUGGUGCUUCCGCACCCGUCAGUUGGUGUUCUUCAUUAUCGCUAUGGUCGCGAUGCUGAUCACGCUGCUGGCUGUCUCGUUCGCGCCCGCAACCAACAUUCAGAACGGCUUCUUGCCCGGAGUGCGCGCUGGCCCCGUCGACGGAAGCUUUUCUUCUGCGAAUUUUCUGUAUAGCUUUCUUCCCGCCUUCCUUGGUAUGCUCAUGUUUCUCAGCUUUCAGAUACUAGACAUGUGGCUACGCAUACUUCAGCCAUGGGGUGAACUCACGGCCGGACAGGAGGGAGCGUUGCCUGAGCGCUCGAUGCUUGCAGACUACGCAGCGUGUGUGCCACUGCAAGCAGCCUACCAUGCAUACCGUAAUCGUCACUGGCGUGUCGCCGCGAUCCAUACUCUGUCCGUCGUUUUUGUUCUGAUCCCCGUCGUGGGCGGCGGUAUGUUCAUGGCGCUCACCACCGACGAGAACGAAGUACGCAUGGUUCCCAACAUUCCGGCCUUUGGAUUCCUGCUUGCGCUCCUGGCGGUCUACCUUGUGGCUCUCGCAUCGUUCCUCCAUGGCAGGGGCCCAUUCAAGCUCCCACACGGGGUGACGUGCUUGGCCGAAAUAAUUUCGUUCUUGGCAAACGACGAUGUGGUCGAUGACAAGGUGUUUCACGAUAACAAACUCAGCAAGUCGCAGAUGAUGCGCAAAAUGGGUGUCGGCAAACCCAUUCAGCAGCAGACUCGGUGGCGUUUUGGUCUUGGCGCGGGACGGGACGGGCGCCUCGGUGUGAGAAGGGUCGUCAGGUUCACCGAAAGUCCGAGGUCAAGCCGGCGAAGCAGGAAAGCGUCGACUACGGGCGCGGGUGGGAAAUCAACCCACAGAGAUGGUAGCGGCGGGUCGAAGUAUGGGUGA